AUGGAACAGCCGUACAGCGAAGAGGCAGCCCCACAUGCCAUACCUAAAACUUUCAAAAUACCACCAUACCUGAAAAUAUGCGACGGCACAGCAGACCCUGAAGACCAUAUCAUCCAUUACGUUACAGCAAUAAAAGGAAACGACCUCUCGAAAGAGCAGGUACCGUCGGUUUUGCUAAAGAAGUUCGGCGAAACCCUAACAGGGGGAGCCUUAACAUGGUAUUCACAAUUACUAGCACGUUCCAUAAUGACAUUCGAAGAAAUAGCCGACAAGUUCGUCACCGCCCAUGCCGGGGCCAUGAAAGCAGAAGCGAGAGUGAAUGACAUAUUCGCCGUCAAACAAUCACCCGGCGAAGGGCUCGGGGACUUCCUCGCCCGAUUCAACAGAGUGAGAAUGAGCCUGCCGAAUGUAUCAGAAGGGAUGGCGGUAGAGGCCUUUCAAAAUGGGUUAAACAAGAACGGGUCAAGGGCGACCAGAAAGUUAUUAAGCAGACUUAUGAAGUACCCUGCCACCACCUGGAAAGAAAUCCACAACGCUUACUGUGCCCAGGUCAGGGCAGAUGAAGACGACCUCAACGGUGCGACCCAAUGGCUGACAACAGUCCAAAUGGAAUCAAGGAAAGAUCGUCGGAUUGACAGACGAAGAGAUCACGCAGGCCCACGCCUCAAUCGGGAAAGGCACCAACCGUACAACAGAGUGGCCAUCCCGCUAUCUCCCCGCCAAGCUGAAGGGGCAUCCCGGCCACAAACGGGAACCUACCUAAACGAAAGAGGUAUGCCUCCACUAUUAUCUGCUUACAAUUUUUGUGUCUCCUUCAAAAAUAGUUUACGCCUUGGAGAAGCUCGGUCCAAAGGUUAUAGCCACAAAAGAUGA
Molecule: messenger RNA, 873 nt
Organism: Nicotiana attenuata
Lineage: Eukaryota; Viridiplantae; Streptophyta; Magnoliopsida; Solanales; Solanaceae
Exons: 1
Coding region: 1-873 (290 amino acids)
Source: RefSeq, a predicted model, not a curated record